This is a messenger RNA of Lycium ferocissimum, 696 nucleotides long. RefSeq lists its product as uncharacterized. The record is from RefSeq and is a predicted model, not a curated record. NCBI's taxonomy places the organism in Eukaryota, Viridiplantae, Streptophyta, Magnoliopsida, Solanales, Solanaceae. The coding region runs from base 1 to 696 and encodes 231 amino acids. The transcript has a single exon.
AUGAACAGGGCCAAGAGGAACAGUCACCAAAAUAAUAGAAAUGAGGUUCAGCAAAAUAAAAGAGAGGAAAAGGGCAGAGAGGCACAAAACAAGCAAGCCACAGAGAUGGUGUAUGUGGAAGACACUGCUGAAAAGAUCAUGUCUGUGGUUAAAAAGAGAUUGAACAAUAUUAAAAGGAAGAGAAAGAACAAAAUGCCGAAAAAGAGAAGCAAGGUAAAAAUCAGAAUUGGGAAAGAUAGAGGGGGAGAAGUAGAGUCCAACAAUAUACAAGAAAUUAACAAGGAGGAUAUAGAUCAAAGAGCGACAGAAGAUGAUUAUAGUGAGGGGGAGAUCGAAUCCAAAAAUGCUAAGGAUGGGAUGGACCAACAACAGCAAGAUAAUGAGCAUGUUAAAUUAUCCAGUGAGAAUAAACAUGAUAAUGAGGAAAUGCAUAAGGAGGGAACAAGGGAUAAUAUCAAAGCCAGGAGCAGAGAGAAUGAUUGCGAGACUAUGUCAUCCAGUCUCCCUUCUGAUAUCAAAAACCAUCCUGGAAUUAAUCUAGUGGUGGACUUAGAUGACAAUAUUCCAGAAAUAUAUAGAUCCCAAGAGGAGAUGGAGAAUUACUGUGAAGAGGAAGAGACAGAAUUUAGCAAGAGUAAGGAAAGGAAAGAGUACAAGUUCGAGAACCAAUCACAAGAUGAAAGUGAUGCGCAAUAG